AUGACCCUCCCAACCUCUAUACACAACUCUGCCGUUGAAAAAGCCAUCGAGAAUGCCAAAACCCUCUCCCCAUUCACCGACGCCGAUUGGCUCCUCAGCAUAAAGGCUGCCGCCGAGCAUAUCAAGCCCAGCGAUGACAAGAUCACCUUGAACGACGUCGGGCCCAAGGCUAUCGCAAAAACAAUUGACCAUACCCUGCUGAAGCUCGACGCAACAGAGGCCCAAAUCAGACAACUAUGCGUAGAAGCGAAGGAGGAUGACUUCAUGUCCGUGUGUGUCCGCCUGCCGCACGUGCCCCUUUGCGCAUCCCUCCUUUCCGCGUCCACCGUCCUCAUCGCCUGCGUCAUCGGCUUUCACGAAGGAACAUACUCCACGCCCACGAAAGUCGCUGAAUCAAUCGACGCGGUCCGCGCCGGAGCAUCGGAGCUCGAUGUAGUCCUCAAUUGGCCCGCGUUGCAGUCCGGCCAGUAUAGUUCUAUCUUCACUGAAUUAGCCGCAAUACGCCUUGCCUGCCCACACCCGACAACUCUCAAGAUCAUCUUCGAGACGAGCCAGCUGUCCGAAAGCGGCAUACUAGCGGCAUGCCAGCUUGCUGCGGCGGCGGGCUUUGAUUUUGUGAAGACGAGCACAGGGUUCAACGGGCGGGGCGCGAGUGUGCGGGAUGUGCAAUUGAUGCGUGCAGCGAGCAAGUGGUAUGCCAGUGAUGAUGGGGUGAAGCUGUUGCGGAAAGCAGGGAAGUCGUUGGGGACGAAGGUGCCGAUGAAGGUAAAGGCGAGUGGCGGUGUGAGGACUUUCGCAGAUGCAGUGAAGAUGCUAGAGAUUGGCGCAGAGAGGAUUGGCGCGAGUAGCGGCAAAGUCAUCGUGAAGGAGGCCAAAGAGGGCAAAACGAGCUCAGGGGCAGCAGCUGGUGCAGAAAGUUAUUAG
Pseudovirgaria hyperparasitica is the source of this 924-nucleotide messenger RNA. Its product is annotated as deoxyribose-phosphate aldolase. Gene Ontology annotation, cellular component: cytoplasm. Gene Ontology annotation, biological process: carbohydrate catabolic process; deoxyribonucleotide catabolic process. The coding region runs from base 1 to 924 and encodes 307 amino acids. Lineage: Eukaryota; Fungi; Ascomycota; Dothideomycetes; Acrospermales; Acrospermaceae. The transcript has 2 exons. Gene Ontology annotation, molecular function: deoxyribose-phosphate aldolase activity. The record is from RefSeq and is a predicted model, not a curated record.